Messenger RNA from Myotis brandtii (Brandt's bat), 1413 nucleotides. RefSeq names its product transgelin 2 (gene TAGLN2). NCBI's taxonomy places the organism in Eukaryota, Metazoa, Chordata, Mammalia, Chiroptera, Vespertilionidae. The coding region runs from base 79 to 792 and encodes 237 amino acids. The transcript is spliced from 6 exons. The record is from RefSeq and is a predicted model, not a curated record.
AUUCGCCCUGCAGCCCCGUCCGCAGUGCGCACUCUCCUGCCCGCCCGACGCUCCCCACAGCCACCACCACCCUUCAGAAUGGCCAACAGGGGACCCGCCUACGGUCUGAGCCGCGAGGUGCAGCAGAAGAUUGAGAAACAGUACGAUGCAGACCUGGAGCAGAUCCUGAUCCAGUGGAUCACCACCCAGUGCCGCAAGGAUGUGGGCCGGCCCCAGCCCGGGCGGGAGAACUUCCAGAACUGGCUCAAGGAUGGCACGGUGAGAGCUGGGCCCCUCGGACCGGAAGUGCUGGGAGAGCAGGGCCGGGUCUGGGGACUGGGGUUGUUUCACCUGAAGAAGGAGGGCUUACCCGACCCGACUUCUUCAAGCCCGGCCUGGGCAGAGCCUGAUCCCAACUGGUUUCCUGAGAAGUCCAAGGAGAACCCCCGGAACUUCUCAGACAACCAGCUGCAAGAGGGCAAGAACGUGAUUGGGGGGAGGGCCUGGCCUGGCGCAUCUCCUCUGGGGGUGCCCCAUGGCGGCAUCUUCCAGAUGGACCUCUGGGAAGGAAAGAACAUGGCCUGCGUGCAGCGGACGCUGAUGAACCUGGGUGGGCUGGCAGUAGCCCGGGAUGAUGGCCUUUUCUCUGGGGACCCCAACUGGUUUCCUAAGAAGUCCAAGGAGAACCCCCGGAACUUCUCAGACAACCAGCUGCAAGAGGGCAAGAACGUGAUUGGGUUACAGAUGGGCACCAACCGCGGGGCGUCUCAGGCGGGCAUGACCGGCUAUGGGAUGCCACGCCAGAUCCUCUGAUCCGCUCCCCGCCCCGCUCCUGCCCUUCCUUGGAUGGUUAAUAUAUAUAAAUAUAUAUUUUAGCAGUGACAUUCCCAAGAGCCCCUGGAGCCCUCAGGCUCCUCUCUGCCAGGGGGAGGGCCUGGCCUGGCGCAUCUCCUCUGGGGGUGCCCCAUGGCGGCCUCUCCCCCUGUGCUUACUAAUACAUUCCCUUCUCCAAACACACAGAAACUGGACCAACUGGCCUCCUCUUUUCCCCCGGGACCAAAAUUUAGGGCGUCUUCCUCCUCCUUCAUACCUCUCCUCCCCUGACCUCUCAAUCCAUUCCAGGCCUGGGGUCAGCGACGCAGCCUUUGGGCCUCCCUUCCACAAAUACGCCUCCCCACAGCUGUGGCUGCAGAGACUUAAUUUAUAGGGAGGGGUCGGUGGCAGCUGCCACCCUGCCGCAGCUGGACUGGGCUCACCACACACUGGAGGCAGCCUGCCCUGGCAGAGGCCCUCUUGGCUUCUCAUUUUCCAUUCCCCUCGCGUUGGCUCGGGUGGGGUGAGGGGAGAGGGGAGGGAGGGCUGCCCCCUCUGGGCUGGGGCUUGAAGAAUCUGAGUGCUGAUUUUGAAUAAAGAAUCUCCCUUUUUUUGGAUGGA